This is a messenger RNA of Coregonus clupeaformis (lake whitefish), 982 nucleotides long. RefSeq names its product maleylacetoacetate isomerase. The record is from RefSeq and is a predicted model, not a curated record. Gene Ontology annotation, molecular function: maleylacetoacetate isomerase activity; glutathione transferase activity. Bases 246 to 908 code for a protein of 220 amino acids. Gene Ontology annotation, biological process: L-phenylalanine catabolic process; glutathione metabolic process. Lineage: Eukaryota; Metazoa; Chordata; Actinopteri; Salmoniformes; Salmonidae. Gene Ontology annotation, cellular component: mitochondrion; cytoplasm. The transcript has 9 exons.
UCACAGAGUUUAUCGCCAAUGUUUAUACUAAGUGAAAAUAGCUACAUUGUUACAAUUAGUUGGCGCUACCUUUAUGAAACACGGUGGAAUUUAUAAUCUGCUUGAUAAAGGAGAAGAUUGCCAGUUUGUAUCACUGACAGCCGUGAUCGAACAGUCAGAGUAGAUUCUGUGACGUCAUUGUCAAAGCAGUUUAAAUGACCAACACGAUAAUAGUUUACUUGUCUCUAGCCUACCUAUAACCUGCAAUGCGGCUCUCACUCGCUUGCCUGACAAAGCCCAUUCUUCAUGGAUAUUUCAGGAGUUCAUGCUCUUGGAGGGUUCGAAUUGCUUUUGCUCUGAAAGGUAUUGAAUUUGACCAAGUCCCAGUCAAUCUGAUCAAAGAUGGGGGUCAGCAGCUUACAGACCAAUACAAGGCAUUAAACCCUAUGCAACAAGUGCCUGCUGUCCAAAUUGAUGGCAUCACCCUGUCACAGUCACUGGCAGUGAUCCAGUACAUUGAGGAGACCAGACCAGGACCCAGGCUUCUCCCUGCAGACCCAAAGAAGCGUGCCCAGGUGCGCAUGAUCUCUGACCUCAUCGCCUCCGGGAUCCAGCCUGUGCAGAAUUUGUAUGUGCUACAGAAGAUAGGAGCAGAGAAGGUGCAGUGGGCGCAGCAUUUCAUCCAAAGAGGUUUUGAAGCCCUGGAGCCCAUUCUGAAUGAGACGGCUAGCAAGUACUGCGUAGGGGACGAGAUCUCCAUGGCUGACAUCUGUCUUGUCCCUCAAGUCUAUAAUGCUGAACGGUUCAAAGUGGAUGUUGAUCAGUUCCCAACUAUCAAAAGAUUAAACCAAACCUUACUGAAGGUAGAUGCUUUCAAAGUGAGUCAUCCAUCUUGCCAACCAGACACACCUGCUGACAUAUGUACAUGAUAACCCCUCUGAUAUCUAAAGGAGCCAGUAGUGCCACCAUCAUUGAAUACUUCAAUAAAAUGCUUUGAUAUUAA